CCAAGCCAUGGUCUUCUUAUAGGAGUGCAGUAACAAGAAAAUGCAUCACCAUCAAAAUCUAGGAGACGCAGCUGCCAUGCCGGGCAUGCUUCCGCCAUAUGAAGCAAUGGCGAUGUACGAGCAACCCAAGCCCCGCUUCAUCUUCAAAAUGCCCCGAGUUGUGCCCGAUCAGAAAUCAAAGUACGAUAGCGAUGAGCUGUUCCGGCGUCUUUGUCGAGAGACCGAGGUUCGCUAUACUGGAUACAGGGAGCGUGCCAUAGACGAGCGCCGCAUGAGAUUUGUCAACGACUGCCGGAAGGGCUAUGCGGAGCUCUCCUUUGUCACAUCGGGCACCAACGUCCAGCUCUACUUCAAUGCCAACCACAAUCCCUAUGCCCAGGACCAGGAGUGCGACUUUGAGCGGGAGCGCGGAAAAGUGCAUCUCCGCUCUCAUUUCAUUAUGAACGGAGUUUGUGUGCGCUUCCGCGGCUGGGUGGAUCUGGAUCGAUUGGACGGCGUCGCCACACUGGAGUUUGACGAGGGGCGCGCCCUGCAGGAAGAUGUCCAGCUGCGGGAACAGAUCGAGAGCUACAACCAACGCAUGAACGAAUCGAAGCGCAUCUAUCCCGUACCUCACACGCCUCCCGAGGACCACAUUCGGCGUGGCGGACCCGGGAUGCCGGGUGGACCGAUGGGAUGGUAGGGAUGCUAGGGGUUUGAUUUCGAAAUGCAAUAUAGCACAAUCGUUGGAUGACCGAUUUGUAAAAUCACCUUCAUUACCAGUAGAUUAAGUAAAAAUUUAAGUACCU
Messenger RNA from Drosophila persimilis, 788 nucleotides. Its product is annotated as protein brother. Gene Ontology annotation, molecular function: sequence-specific DNA binding; transcription coactivator activity. The transcript is spliced from 2 exons. Gene Ontology annotation, biological process: regulation of transcription by RNA polymerase II. NCBI's taxonomy places the organism in Eukaryota, Metazoa, Arthropoda, Insecta, Diptera, Drosophilidae. Bases 41 to 682 code for a protein of 213 amino acids. The record is from RefSeq and is a predicted model, not a curated record. Gene Ontology annotation, cellular component: nucleus; core-binding factor complex.